UCAAUUGAGUAAUUUUUUAAUAACAAUCCCUUAGCCCUAUGUAUUAUUUCUAAAGAUUACAGUAGAUUAAAAUUUGCUAAGGCAGAAGUAUUAUUCAGAACGUAAGAUUGCGACGUCAAAGUUCAAAUUCAUCCUCGAUUUAUUGGAAACCAGCCAAAUAAAGAUUCUCUAAUAUCCAGUAGAUAACGCUACACUCGCCAAUCGAUAUUCCUCAUCUGAAUAGAGAAUACGACAUAGAGCAUACUUCAGGCUAACAAAAACGGAUGAAAGAAAUAACCUGGAAAUAUAAGAACAAUUGAAAUUUCCCAUGGAAAUCUAAGAAAAUUCUAAAGAAAAGCAUCACCCAACGGUUCUUUAUUAGCAUUCACAUACCGUUUUAAAUUAUUCCAGAAGACGACCUACUAAUAGUACCUAGAGAACAACGAAAUCCGAUCGAAAAUCCUACUGGAUUUUGGUGUCAUUUUAAUCCCGUAGUUUUCGAAGCAGAAAUAAGUUCAUCUCAAUCGUAAUAAAGACUAGAUUCUUAAAGCAUCUUCAAGGAGUUAAAUACAAACCAGAGGGUGACUCCUCGGGUUCCGAGUUAGUCCUAAGCAAGGAGUGGGGAUGGGGCACUACGUUGGGCGUAUGUAAGUACGUCGACGAGAGAUGCCGUCGUCUCGCGAUUCAAGUUUUUACUGGGUAGCCGUGAGGCAAGCAGGAUAUCCCAUCCGGAGGGUGAUCGGAACAAUUGCAAAAGGCUCAUCCUCGAGGAAUAAUACAGUGGCAGUGGGAAUUAUCGCGUCGUGCAAUAACAUUGUGAAUCCUAUGGUUUUCUCAGGCUCGGGCUAACCUAGCCGAUGCAGUGUACGGGCCAUGACAAAAGGUAGCAUCACUGAAGACGUGUGGAAGUACGGACGGAGCCGCACUCAUUGAUAUGACGCCAUUUUACUAACCUUUUCGGCGCGGAUCGCGACGAGCUGGUCGGCAGCGCUUCGGACCAGCUUCCUCGCGUCUGAUCGACCCGGCUACAUCCUACAUCUUUAACUAACAUCACACGCACCAGAAUCAAGAUCCACCUUGCUUAGCACUCGUCAGAAGGUGACACUGCAGUAGCAGUGAACGUUAUUAUGGAAGAUGGUGAUGGCGAGAGUACAGUUAUGGACACAUGGAUCUCUUCGGAUGAACAGCAACACAAGGAUAUGUCAAAUGACGACACGUUGAAUCAUAUCAACGAUUCUAACGUUUUCAGCGACGGUACAGAGGAGAAUAAGGAAGAACGAUUAAAUUCUGUGGGAAUUGAAGAAGCAACGAGCAGGAAUACCUGUUCGACGUCAAAAAUCGUUUUCAAGGGAUACAAAAAGAGGAUACUUGCACAGACUCAAGAGAAUCAGACGAGUCCUACGAAGAUCUGUCUUGAGGGUCAAUUGCCUCACUCGAAUACAACUGUGAAAAACAACAAGGAGAAAAAGCCAGAAGCAAAACGUGGAAAAAUUACGGAAUACGCUCAGUAUCUGGGUCUACAACCGGCCCCUAAGUAUAAAUGUUUAAAGUGCCAUUCUUCGGCCAGUUUCUGCUCCAUGUCAAUGCUCAAGCAACAUCAACGUAUUUGCUCACCUACAAUGGCUCCAAUGCAAGGUGUCCUGGGCUCCUCCGAGUCCUCUUCACGAGCGCUGUCCUCAAACUUUCGCAUCACGCGAAAGGUCUACCUGUGCUCCGCUUGCGGAACAUAUUUCGAGAACUGGAAUUUGUUUUUGCACAUGAGAGACGUUCACAAGCGUCACAUAUGCCUGUUUUGUCUCGGUAUGUUUGGGCAGGCUGAACGACUCUCCUAUCACUUGUCCAGUAAGCACAGCGUUCCGGAAAUGACAUUCACAUCCGUUGAGGACUUUUACAACGCUUUCAAAGGCUCGUGUUACUUGAUCUGCUGUAACUGCGAGAAGGUGUUCUCUGAGACUGACAAUUUCUAUAAUCAUUUUUGUCCCACGCCGCAGAAACAACAGCAGCAACAAUCCUCCGCUUCGGUGUGCUCAUUAUGCAGGCAGACUGGUUCGCACUUAGCCACAUGCAGUUUAGCAACGGAAAAGAACAAAAUAGUAAACACAUCCUUGCAGUCACCAAGUAGUCCACACUCUAGUGCAUCAGCCACAAUGGCAUCCUCGCAGCUCACGACACCCAGCAGUAAAGGAAUAUCCAAAAAAAUGAUGAAAAAUAACAGAAUAAAAUCUAGCGAUGAUUCUGUACCUGGAUCGUGUCAUCGGAAAACACCGGAAUCCUACACGAAGAUGGCAAAUGCGAAAGCACAUAGUACGCCCAAGUCCAUUUCUGAUGAUGCUGUGGCUACUACGGCGAAUUCUGUGACGAGUCCGGAUAGUGGAGAGGACCUGGAUGAUUCGCUGAGAGAUACCGUAGCGGAAACCAUCAUGGAAGUGUCUAAAUAUGUGGGUGAUUCGGCGGACGGUAUUGAAACCGACGACAAGGACGAUAGUAUGUCGAUUGAAGAAUCGCCAGAAGUUGAUUCCCCAGUGCGGUUGGUUAGCAGUGCGUCUACCGAUAGUGUUACACAGACUAUUAUGGAAGUGUCGCUUUACGUUAAUAAUAUCGAGGGUGUUAAAUGUAAAGAGAAUGAAGUAGCUCUGGUGAACGAUUCCAAGAAUGGAAACGACGUACCUGUAGACAGUAUAGAAGAUAAGGUUGCGAAUAUAUCGAAACCCGAAGAUGAGGAAGCUGACGUUAGAUUAAACUCCCCGAGUCCUAAAGCAGAAGCUGAAGAAGAAAAAAGAGAUGAGGAUCUGUCAAUGCCUAACGAAAGUAGAACAGAUUCUGAUUCUCAGGCAUCAAAUAGUCCUGUCAGAAGUCCUGCAGGACGAUCUCUUUUUAGUCCUCACCAUGAGCAUCAGGUUACCGAUAAUCAGGAAAAAGAACAGUCUACUGAAGUGACUAGCAUAGAAGAAAAUACAGACGCUAAGGAACCUGAAAAUGCAACUAAACCAGAAAGUUCUGUGUCUUUCAAUACCGUAACUACAUCUGACAGGAGUCUGGUUAUCAAAAUUUGUACCAACAGGAGUUCACAGUUUUCAGUCAGUACUACAGAAUCAAAUGUGAACAACAGCGAGAGCCACGACACAAGCAGGGAAUCUGAAGAGAAUAACAAUGGCGAGGGAUCUGCAUCCGAAGAGAAGACUUCUAACUUGUCAGAGAAAGAACAUGACAGUCAUAGCAGUUACCAAGUGAAUGACGGUGAUAGUGAUAGUGAUACCGAUAGUGAGACACUGGCUGUUGUGGACAGUAAUGUAAAAAAAUAUAAAAAUUCUGUCGAUGCAGAAGAUAAUAUAGAGGACAAGUCCGAAGCCAUCACAGAAGUUGGUAUCGAAACAGGAGAAGAUACUGAUAUUCAGAAAGUCGAAGGAGAUUCACAUCAAAAUGAAAAAGAUACAAAUUCCAUUAUUUUUAAUAAAACCAACACUGCUGUUCCUGAAGAGAAGCAAGCAGAGCCAGACGGCAUUGUCUUAGCUGGUGAAGAUGUACCCAGUAUAGACCUUAACGUAGAAGGACUACUAGAUAGUAUAGAAAUAGAAGAACUCUUAAAGGCUUGUAUAAGCGCAGCUAGUCCAACCUGCGUCUACUGCAAUCACGCGAGACAGAUAGCUGUAAAUGGUAAAAGACUAGGACUGCACAUGCUGGCGGAACAUAGAUUUCAGCCUCAGCAUCCAGCCAUAAUAAUACACCGUGAACAAUUUAUAAGCCGAGUGAAAAAGUCACUUCCUGAACUAGAAACUAAUUACUUCAACCUGGAUUCAUAUACCAGUUCAAGCGGUACCUACAAUGUUCCUCAGACAAGGAUCUACGAGUGUUUUCAUUGUAGGUUCCACUCAGCCGUGCACAAGGAGCUCUAUCUGCAUAACAGAAAAAUGCAUCAAAAAACAAUAUUGAUAUGCAUAAUGUGCAAGUCGACUUUUUACAGCUAUAGUGAGCUGCUGUGUCAUCUGUGUCCUGGUGUCUACUGCCCAAAUAUCAAUAUCAGAUACCGAUGCUGUCUCUGUCCCGUAGGCAGUCUUCCCUCAGCCUUCAGACUCAUGGUGCAUCUACGAAAACGUCAUCACGUAUGCGACGUCUGUCUAGAAUCAACUGGUAACCAGCAGCGACUAUCCAAUCACGUCUGGAAGCACAAACUGCAUCAUCUGUGCUACCGAUGCGGUAUAGCUUACAGAAAUAAGCCAGACAUAACAAAGCAUCUCUUCUGGAAACACGGCACCGAGAGUGUCCUCUGUAAAAAGUGCCUCCAGAAGAAGUGGCCCCACGUAUAUCAUUUCUGCAUUCCGCCAACGGCCUUCGUAUGCGAGGAGUGCAGUUCAAUAUUUUCUCGUGCAGUUGCACUGAAGGUGCACAAGAGGUUGCACUCCGGGGAUCUGCCGUACAGCUGUACGGAUUGUGCGGAACGGUUCAUCUCGAAGAAGCUUCUGCGCAAGCACGAGAACGAGCACAAGGAACCUCUACCUGAAGACGUGAACGUAACCGACGCCACGAGUCAUCCAGCUUCCUCGGAGGAACAAAAGCAAGACAGUGAGAAAGUGUUACCUAGUGUAAACGCAGCUGAACCCAUGAACGGUAUUAUGGAAGCGAAAGAGAAUGUGAAGAAAGUGGUGGAUAUCUAUGAUUUGCCUCCGUUGAAUUUAUCUUCUGAGAGUGACUCGGACUCGGAUGAGGAGAAAGUCGAAGGAGGUAAGGAUCGUGAUGGUGUCUCCAAGGAUAACAAGUCUGAAUUGCUGGCCAAGGAGACACCUCAAGCCCCAAUCGUGGAAUCUGUUUCGACGGUAGAGCCUAACGACAGCAUCGUCGAGGUGGAAAGGAACGAAGAGGAAAAGCAACAAGAGGCACAAAUAAUGGAUGGCAUAUGGGAUAACUUCAAGUCGUACGCAGCUAGUCUAGAACAACAGGAGUCAGUUGGUAAAUUGGUCAAAGAACCACAGGAAGAUAUAGAGUUCUUGAGAAAAGUAGUCUUGGCGGAACACGAUUACUGCCUCUCGGAACAGGAAAAACUGGAAAAGCAAUUGGCUCUUGGUGAGGAAGCUUUGUCCAAAGAUGAGAGCACCGCCCUGGGUGCGGAACACGAUUACACCAGUAAAGCACCGAAAAGUCCCACAGCUGUACAGAAUGAGUCCUGUGAAAAUGAAACUAGUAAGAAGAAAGUGAAGACCCCAAGAAAGAAAAAACAAAACGGUAGUACAUCCUCCAGCGACUCCUCCAGUGACAGUGACUCCAGUAGUUGUUCCUGUGGCACCAACUGUAGCUGUAGUAGCUCUUCCUCGGGCUGUUCCUCUAGUUCUAGUAGUAGUUCCGAUUCAGAUAGUUCAGCGUCCGAUGGUUCGCCUAAGAAGCAAUCGAAUCGCAAGGAAAGAAGAAAAGAGAAGGAAACAGCUAGAAAGAAUAAGUCUGAUUCUGUUGAACCGGAAGUUAAGGAACCAUCUGUACAAGUGGAGAACGGUAACGCUUCAGUCGAAGAUAAUAACACAAUGUCUCCACCAAAGAUACAGUUAAGAGAAUCCGAUCUGGAAACCGAUGAAACGGAGACGGACGAAGACUUCUAUGACGAGCAUCCGCAACAGUUAGCCAACAAAUUGUUAGCUGAGAAACGUAACCAACUGAUGUUGCUCGCAGCUGUUGCACCAGCUUCAACGGAAUCAUCCUUAUCCGCACCAAUGAACAAUGGCAUCGGGGAUAACGAACCUACCACUCACUCACCAGAACCAAUGACUACGACAGCAGAGGAGGUACCGCAGCCCAAGAAGAAAGUGAAGACCAAGAAACGAAAAAAGAGUGAAAAGGGAAAGCAGAGGAACCUCACGCCGACGGUAGAAUCAAUUAAGCUGAACAUUCCUAAAUCUUUUUAUCAAAGUAAGACAGGAUUUGCCUCAUCAUCUCCAGCCAUGAUAACAGUGGUAAGAAGCAGAUCAUCAACACCAAACGUAACCAACUCCCCAAACGAAAUGAAUCCAACAACCUUCGGCACGGAAUCUCAACCAGUCAAAAUCAAUCAAAAUUUCGGCAGUGGUUCGGAAACAGAGAACAAACGUUCAUCGAAGAGAAAGCGAAUCCCAAAGAGGUUCUACGGUGACUCCAGCGACGAGGAAGGUGAGAAGCAGCAACCACCACUAAAAUGGAGAAAAGUCAUGCCAGCUUCGACAUUCGUACCAACUCCAGUUGUGAAGUCUUUACCACCACCACCACCGCCACCACCACCAGUUCCAGUACCAGCACCGAUCAGUCCAUCACCUUCGAUACCAGUUGCAGCCUCGGCCAGCGAGUCCGAGGAACCGGCUGAAAGUAGCAGCGACUCCAGUGACUCCGAGGAACCGGAUGUGUCUGAAUCUCCAGCCGCGCCACCCGCGCAUCUACCUGGAACUACAAACGCACCUGCUCCUGAACGAUCGGAUAAUCUGUACUGCUACUGCCAGUGUCCUUACGACGAGGUGUCGGAAAUGAUCGCGUGCGACGGCGAAGACUGUCGAAUCGAGUGGUUUCAUUUCGAAUGCGUUGGAAUAAUGGUGCCGCCAAAGGGCAAGUGGUACUGCCCGGACUGUCGUAAGAAACAUGGCAUCCUCCAGAACGAAGAUUACUUUGACUGAUAGUAGCCAGAGAGAAGUUACACAUUCAUCCUAAAACUACUUAAACAUUUUAUUACCAAGCUCACUCGAGAUGCUUCUAGGUUUAUAUCCUAGUGUUUCCCUACUUCCCAUCUUGGUAAAUGAUAUAUACUGUUCCAUGUUGAUAUUUUUCUUAAGCCAAACUACUGUUUGUACAUAAUUGUAAAUACGAAACUUAGAGUUUAUAACAAUGAAAAUAAGGUUUUUGUGUAAAUUUGUUUGUACUUCUUUUAACGACGUCAAUGUAAAGUACACAGUAUAGGUAGGUCGUAGUAGAAUUAAUCUUAAGAGUAAGUUUACGCAUAUACAUAUGUUAUGCAGAGGGAGAUUUGGACUCGAUUAGGAGGACCUAUGAACGAGGGCACUUUAUUAUUAUUAUUGACUUUCGAAGUUUCAUUAAUUUCUCUUUCUUCGAUUCUUUCUCGACCUAACGGUUACGUCUGGAUAUGCUCGCACUGCUGGCAGUGUAUGCGUAUCUGCGUUUCGAAUUACUUGUCAUGAAAACAUUUUACUUUUCUUAUUCGUUUAUUCUAUUGUUGGAGGCCAAUCGCAUCCUGCGCACAUAGUCAACGAGACAGGAGGAAAGUCAUGCUGUAGACAUUAUUACUGAAUUAUAAGCUUUGCGUCUCAGUUGAAUUGAUAAGUGAAAAAUAGGAAACAUCUGCACGACACAAAAACACUCUUAAUUUGAGUCUUAAAUGUUAAAAAUAAAUUUUACCUUAGCUACAGGAGGACAGUUUUGAUUUUUUUUUUAAUAUCAAUUAAUUUAAUAGUUACUUUUAAUUGUGGUAUGCGGCACAAAGAGUAGUAAGACCAAGAAACUUGAGUGAUAUUUCAGAAGGAAAAAAAGAUUAUAGGUUGAGGAUGCGUUUGAUAGUUUGAAAGAAUUUUUUUUUACUUUGAAAUAAUAGAGCUGAAUCGUGACUUGGUUCACCAUCUUUCUUUUUACUUCUAGCAUUGAAUAAAGCGCAAAGGUCACAAUUAUCAAUUAUAAUUUUAGGCAAGUUUAUACGUAAAGUCUGUAUUAAGAAUAGGGAGUGAUUGUCGUGCAAAAUGCGUUUUACUUCCUCAAUGAAAUUAUAGUUCCUUUUUUUUCUCCUCAAUUGGUCAUGGAAACAGGAAAUUCGCGUAUGAGCCUUAUUAUAGUUGAGGGCCAAAAAUGUAUUUAUAUUUGAUUUUAAUCCAUUCUACAAUCUGUUUCAUAUUGCGUUGUUUACGUUAAGUUUGUGCCAAAAAAAGAAUCGCUAAAUAUAUAAUAGUCGUUUACUUUGUUACUUUAAAUUACAGCUUAGGAAACAAGGGCAUUGCCUGUAAAACGCGAAUUCCGGUUGUCAUUGUUGAUCGGCCAACUACAGCCUUUGAUUUCCUAAUAGUCCAAGGACGUUGCAAAGCGUUGCCAUAAUGUAGAUUAUGAUGACGCAAUGAUUUUAGCAUAAAUGAAAGUUUCAGAAUUGUAAGAUUGGGAGUUAGCAUACCGGUGGAAGAUAUAUGUCCUUUGGAAUACGAGGGACAGUGAGGAAAAAAAGUAAAAUGCAAAACGCGUAUGAGGAAACACCAAAAAAUCAAAUUUAAAGCUCGAAAUUGAACUUCGAACUUAUUGCGCUAUUCGCUGUUUCUCUAUUGUUCGAUUCGCCAAGCUAAUGUCCAUCCCUCAGCAAAGACAAUGUAACGAUAACCGGUAAUAAAGUUAGUUGACCUCGUUACAAAUAUCAUGAAAAGUCUUUGUAUUUUUGCCAAGACACCCAAAACCCUUUCACGACAUUGCGAUGGUGGUGCCAGUUGUUGCUAUAAAACGAGUAAUUUCCAAGACUGUCAGAUUAUCUUGUAUAGUCGAGGGAAAAAGGAAUAGAACGAUGGUAGCUUCAAUUUCCCAGGAUAUUAUCCAUUGCUCUUGAUUCAAGGGGCAAUUCAAUCCCCAUGAUAUUCGUAACAAAGUUUUUGUAAGAGACAUCCUGUAUGAUGAAGUGAUAAUAUAUUAUUCUGAGUAA
Cephus cinctus (wheat stem sawfly) is the source of this 8608-nucleotide messenger RNA. RefSeq lists its product as uncharacterized. The record is from RefSeq and is a predicted model, not a curated record. The coding region runs from base 1107 to 6602 and encodes 1831 amino acids. The transcript is spliced from 2 exons. Lineage: Eukaryota; Metazoa; Arthropoda; Insecta; Hymenoptera; Cephidae.